AUGUCGCUGUGGGUUCGUCCAGCCAACAUUUUACCUCGUCGUUUCGCCGUUGAAUGUUUGAGUGACCUUCGUCAAUUGGAGAGGAAAGCGCGUCAUGUGGAAAGGAUGCUGCGCGAUUCACUCUGUCGCACGGUUCCAAACGAUGUUCUGGAUAAAUCUGUCAUUCGCCGUUUCUAUCGAUGUGUCAAAGUUCAAGCCGAAGCAUUUGAAAGUCAACAUGUUGGUCGCUGUCUAACCAUUGAAGGAAAAGAAGAGCUGGAAGAGGAGAACGGUUAUUCAAUGAGAGUUUUCACUCGUCAGUUUCUGCUGCCGGAAGAUGUUAACCUCGAUGCGAUUCGUUCCUCUCUCACUGAUAAUGGCCAACUGGCAGUCGAAGCGCCAAAACUCACUAAAUCGCUUCAAUCUGGCGGCGAAACCAUUCCAAUCCAAUAA
Messenger RNA from Angiostrongylus costaricensis, 432 nucleotides. NCBI's taxonomy places the organism in Eukaryota, Metazoa, Nematoda, Chromadorea, Rhabditida, Metastrongylidae. The record is from the annotation of a GenBank genome assembly.